AUGGAGGCUCCCGGUUUUCAGCGACGAACCUCCAACGGAGAAGGUGAGGAAGAAGACCUUGAGACUUCUUUAUCUUUUUAUGAAGCAGAUCAGGGACCAGUAGACAUCGAGAGGGGCCCCCAGGACCCCGAAAGGAGCAUACACCCAAACGCCAGCACAACAAUAUUACGCAACCCCUAUGCACACAGCAGCAGCAAUGGGGGCCCCACACCUCUUCGCUCUCGCAGCAGCCAGACGACUGGCGCAUCAGUGAGUGCCCCACCUCCAGCUCCCUCAGGAAGAGGUGCGGGGAUCCUCGAAGGAGCGCCCCCUCAGGGUCUCCAGGGGCCCCCGUUUGGGGGCCCCCAUGAGGGGGCCCCAGGAGGGGGCCCCCAAACGGGGGCCCCUGGAGACCCUGCGGGAGGGGCCCUGGAAGGGGGCCCCCAGCAAGGGGCCCCACAGGAUGGAGGUGGUGUGUGUGGGGUUUUAUCGUCAUCGUCUGUUUCCUCUUUGUUCUCUCCUAUGGAGCUGCAGAAGUACGCGAGUUAUGAUGAAGCUUUGUUUGAGGCUUUAAGGAGGUCUCAUUGCUGCUGCAGGUGGGGCCCUAUUGCUGCAUUUGCUGCUAAGCAUGCAGCGGAGCAAUGCGUACUGACACCCAAGGGAGUUGAGAGAUAUAUACAGAGAAGAAACCACAUCUACAGACAAGCAGACGACCUGCUGCUGGGCCUGGGGGGUCUGGUGGACUUCGAUGCAGCAGCAGCAGCAGCUGCUGCUGCUGCUACUGCUGCUGCUAUGCAACCUCCUCCUGUUGCUGCCGCGGAAGACGCAGCUUCUGCAUCUGGACCAGGCGAGGAAGACGAGGAACAUGCCCAGCAGCACAACAGCAGCAGCAGCAGCACCAGCACCAGCAGCAGCAGCAGCAAAGAGCUGCAGCGGCGUGCUUUGAACUGGACAGCAAAGAAGCUUUCUUCGCUCUGUGAUGAUGCACUCGCUGCUAACCCCGUACUCAUUGAGGGCCCCAUUGCCCUCAAGUGCUGCGUCUUCAGGGAGACUAUUGGGGCGGUGGUUCGUCAGGGUUUGCGAGACAAACACUUCUUCUGGGAGGCCCCAAGUUCUCUGCCAGCAGCACCUAGAAGCAGCAGCAGCAGCAGCCGCAGCAGGGAGUCGCUUCGUCGGAGAAGGCGCGCUGAGAUUCUGCAGGAGGUUUUUCGUGCUGAGGGCGGCAGCCAGGAACUGCUGCAGCAGCUGCUGCAGCGGGUAGGCGAGCUGCCAGACCUCGACUUGCCUUUUGGGGGGCCCCCCAAUAGGGGGGCCCCCCGACAAGCACCUGCUGCUGACAGCUCCGCAAUGGAGUCUUAUCCAGUAGCAGCAGCAGUCCUUUCGACGCAGCAGCACUGCAGCAGCCAGCAGCAGCAGCAGCAGGGGACUGAAAACCCAGGUGCUGCAGCGCCUACAUCGGCAGCACCAACGGCAGCAUCUAUGGCCUCUUCUACGGGAGGGGCCCUUCAAAGCAAUGCUGCUGAUGCUGUUGCUGAUGCUGCUGCCGCUGCUCCUGUUGCUGCUGCCUCUGGCAUUGAUGAAGACAGCAGCAAAAUGAUUGGGGAAGACAGCAAACAAGACGGGGUAGAAGCCUGCAAAGAGCAGCCUGAAGGGUUUCGAUGCUCGCGGUCGUUGUUGCGGCUGCUGCUGCACGUGGCGCAGCAGCACUUGCUGCAGCACCGCAUCUGUCUCAGGUCGCCUACAGCAAGGAAAGCCGUUUCUGCUGCUGCUGCUGCUGCUGCGGCAGCUGCAGCUACUGCUGCCCACCCUGACAACCACCAGGGAGGUUCGUGCCCUGAAGAGUCAACUGCACCACCUGCAGAGGGCUGCAGCAGCAACAGCAGCUGCAGCAGCAGCAGCAGCAGCAGAACCUCACCUGACAACCCAGCCACCCCGUCUGACUCUUCGCGGUCUCCUCCUCCGAGCAGUGAAAGGCAAUCCCAGGGCCGUAUGGGCGCUGCAGCUACCGCAGCACUUGGUGCUGCUGUUGUGCCUUCUGCUGCUGCUUCUGCUGCUGCUGCUGCUGCUGCUGUGGGCGGUGACCGGAGAGGAUCCGCGCCUGCCCAAGAGGCAAGGCAAGGAGACACUCGUGUUGCUGCAGCGAGAACGGGAAGACAUAGGAAGCAGCCGCCGCUUCUUACUAGCAUUGCUGGCGGUGCAGCGGCUGCGACAGCAGCAACAGCAGCAGCAGCAGCAAAAGCAGCAAAAGGGGCUGCCAGAGGAUGUGCUCCUUGGGGCCCCCACGAUGUCCGCCCUGUAAGUGAAGAGACAGGGAGAAGCGCAUGCAUGCUGCUGCAGCGUAUUGCUCUACGGCUGCUGUUUGCUGCUGCCUUGUGCAGCAGCAGAUACACCGCACCUGUGCAAGAGCUGCAGCGGUUUGUUGCUGCGGUUGCUGCUGCUCUCAAGCCCUGCCUAACUGCGAUUAAGGAAGUGGGUGAGCGCAUGCGCUCCCCACAACGGCAGCAGCAGCAGCAGCAGCAUCAUCAUCACCACCGCCACCACCACCAGCAGCACCACCACCACCAUCGCCAUCAGCAGCAGCAGCAGCAGCAACAGCAACAUCAGCAAAUGUGUUGUAAAGGGGUGCCCAAUUUAGAGGGGACUCUGAUUGAUUGUGUUGCUGUGCCUCUUUGUUACGGCCUUGCUGUUGUCUCUGCUUGUCCCUGGCUAGGAAAGCUGCAGCAAAAUGCAGCAGCAGAACUAUACGGGUUGCUGCUGGCUGCUGAUGCUGCAGUGUACGCAAACCCCUUGCUGCAGCAGCUCGUCGAGGCACUCAGCUCUGGGAGCACCAGCAAGCAGCUCCAUCAAUCACCGCACCUUUCGCAGGAGCAGCAGCAGCAACAACAGCAGCAGCAGCAGCAACAGCAGCAGCAGCAGCAACAGCAGCAGCAGCAACAACAACAACACCAACAGCAGCACUUGAAUCUGCAGGAACAGCAAAUCUGUCAGCCAGGGUUUGUUCCUCAGCCCCCGCUGCACCCGCUGCUGCGAGUUGUGGAGACACCGCAUCCUUAUACCCGGCAUUAUGCUGCUUGGACAGAGGAAGCAGCAGCAGCGUGGGCCAGCAGCCGCGGCGUGCGGCUCUCGCAGCCGCAGCAGCAGCAGCAGCCGCAGCAGCCGCAGCAGCAGCAGCACUUUUUUUAUGCGUAUCACGUCUGCCUACCUGCUGCUUCGCAUAUAUUGUUGCUGUUUGAUUGCAAGUCGGAGACAGAAGGGCCUCAUGAUGCCCUUUGGAUAUACAGAGGCAUCUGGUCUUGUGCGCCUACGGAGGUACCCAACGAGUGUCUCCUCGCGGGGCCUUUCAGUGGCAGCAGCACGGAGGAGACAGGGGGCCCCUCUGGGGCCCCUGCUGCUGCUGGGGGGGCCCCCUUCCCGCAGCAGCCGCUAGUGUUUGAGGCAUUUAGCCUUACUUUGUUCUUUACUGUAGCUGAGAGGGCCCCCCCCUCUCUCACUUCUAGCUGCAGGCCUAGGGGUUCUUUGUGGGGCUUCAAGGUGUAUUGUCUGGGGCAGCAGUGGGUACUGCCGCCAGCAGCAGCUGCAGCAGCAGAGGCUGCUGUUGCUGCUGCUGCUGCACAAGAGCAGAGCUGCAGCAAAAGAAUAGAACUACAGGACGCCCACCAGGGAAAGAAGGCCAGCACGAGUGAAGAGAUGGCCUAUGCUACAGAAGGCAACAGCAACGACAAGAACAGCAACAGCAGCAGCAGCAGCAGCAGCAGCAGCGUUGUGGAUAUGGUUGGGGUGGCUUCUUGUAUGUCUUCGCCAGCGCAGCAGCAUCGGGAAGACGGUCUGCAUUUGCUGGUGGAGUUUUUGUUUGCAUGCGGUGCUGCUGUUGCAGCAGCAACAGCAGCGCUGCUGCGGGGUUCUCCUGCUGCUGUUCACGAGCAGCAGCUCGCUGGUGCCCUCAACUCGCUGCUGUUUUCAGGUGGAUACCGCAAAGAGAGAAGCCCCUGCAUCCGCCGGCUGCUCUCAAGAAGCAAGGAGACACCUGAGGGCCUUGUGCUGCUGCAGCCGUGGAAAGGAGACACACGGAGGCCCACGCAGCAGCAGCCCCGGGAGACACCCCGCUGCAUAGACACCGAAAGUGUUGAAGAUACAAAUUCAAACAACUCCCACCACCUCCGCCACAAACGCCAGCUGCAGCAGCUGCAGCAGAUGCAGCAGCAACACCCUCAAACGCAACAAUUAGCUGGCAGCUGCUCGCCCCACCAUUUUGGGGGCCCCUCUAAGGGCCCCUCUGGGGGCCCUUCUGCGACCCCCUCUGGGAGCCCCACUGGGGACCCCUCUGGGGGUCAUUCUAAGGGCCCCUCUAGAGGACCCUCUGGGGGUCCCUCUGGGGUCCCCUCUGGGGGCCCUCUCGGGGGCCCCUCUGGGGGCCCUUCUGGAGCCCUCCCUGGGGGCCCCCCAAACGGCCUGUAUUCGGAGGGAUGCGUGGGGCCUGCUGCACCUGCAGCAUUUGGUCUUGCCCAUCCGGGGAGGAGCAGCAAAGUGCCUCAAGUAUAUCGAGAGGAGACACUUAAGGGGAGCUCACAGACACAGGGGGCCCCCUGGGGCCCCUCAAAAGAAGCAUCGGAAAGCUCGGGUACUGCAGCACUUCUUGCAGCUGCUGCACCUCCAGCAGAGGCCAGAAGCGCAGCAGCAGCAGCAGCAGGAGUGGGUGGUUCUGUGUCUGCUGCUGCUGCUGGAGGGGGCGGCUGCUGCGGCAGUCAGGAUGUGCUGCAGCACCCGCUUCUUCUGGUGUCUCCUUGGAGGGAAGAGCUGCAGCACCUAAGGGCCCACCCAGAAAGCAUUUGCUACAUCAUCUGGAGGGGAACUCCUUUAGGGAGGCCCCUCGCUUUAGUCCUCGAGGCAGCAGCAGUAAUCUUCAGCAGGAGGGGGCCCCCCCUCGCUCUUGGAAGGGCCCGCAGGUCCCUGGCUGGGGGGGCCCUAAUUAGCGAGACAGUUGGGGGCCUCAGCCUGCAGCAAGCAGUCAGGGCCUACUGCUGCUGUCUGCUGCACCACCUGCACAUGCACAAGCUGCUGCUCUCGCUGCUCUGGGCGCUGCUGAAGCGAGCACCCGAGCUCGUGGACGCAGCAGCAUCAGCAGCAGCAGCAGCAGCAGCAGCAGCAGGCAGCAGCAGCACCAGCAGCAUCAGAAACAGGUUGAAUGCGCUUGUGAAUGGACAAGCAUCCUGGCUAGCUGAGCAGCAGCAGUUUGCUGCCCUCGUCUUUGUAUGGUCUGGGGGCCGCGCGUUACGGCAGUGGGCAGUGGGGGAGCGGCAGCGAGCGGUGCUGGCAGCAGAGAGCAAGCGGAGGGACCUUGCUGCUGCUGCUGCUGCUGCUGCUGCUGAUGGGGGGGCUGCAGAGGUCCCCGCUGCGACGCCGGCUGCGGAGCAUCACGAGCUGCUGCAGCAGCAGCUGCAGCACCAGCAGACGCUCUCUUCUUACUCCUUCUGGGCAGCAGUGCUCUUAAGUAAGGCGGCGUUGCUAAUGAGGCUUAAACCCUAUUCAUCAAAGCAAAGAAAAAAGGAGGAGAGAGAACUCCCCUAUAGUCUCGUGGCAGCGGGCCUGCAGCCCGUGCGAACAGCAGCAGCAGCAGCAGCAGCUGCAGCACACGCCUUCCGCGGGGGCCUCCACCUACCCAGCCGCAUGCAGCAAGAGGGCCUUUGCAGCAGCAGCAAAGGCAGCUGCACCAGCGAGACUCCUCUUCUCGUCAGCAGCAGCUCGACGCACCUCAGUAGCAACUGCAGCAGCGACAGUUUGGCUCUGCACGGCCCAGAUGUAGACCAUCUUGCUGCUGCUGCUGCUGCUGCUGUUGCUGGUUCUGCGGGGCAGCAUUCUCUGGCUUCCACGCCUGUCUCCACGCUUCAGUCUGCAGCUCCAACCCCACAAGCAGCUGCACCAGCAGCACGAACAGCAACAGCAGAAGCUGCUGCUGCGGAGGCUACCAGAGAAGGUUCAGACACAGAGGAGACAGAAGAAGAAUACAGCCAACAAACGCUCGCUAAGGUUUUGUCUUUUCUCACUGCCUUAAACGGCAGGGGGGCCCUCUUACCGGUCGCGUCCCUCAAGGCUUUCUCCAGCAACAGGCAUGCUGCAGCAGCUGCAGCAGCUGCAGCAGCAGCAGCAGGGACAACUCCUACGCUAGAUGGGCCGCUGCGGCGGUGUAAAAAGGCGUUUGCUGCUUGGCAGCGCAUGCAGAGAUGCAGGGCAGCAAGGCAGCUGCGGCUGCAGCAGCAGCAGCAGCAGCAGAAAGAGAUUGCUGCCGAAAGCAUCUCCCACGGAAUUGCUGCAGUCUUUUUUGCUGCUCCUCCUGCGCUGCCGCCAACAGCAGCGCGGGGUCUCACUGCAGCAGUGCGGUCUGUGCAAGCAUCAGCAGCAGCAACCGCUGCUGCUGCUGCUGCCUGCAGCACCGACGUACCCCCGGAAGCACAUCAGCAACAGAAGCUUACAUCCUUAGCCGCUGCUGCUGCUGCCUCAGCCGACGCUGCUGUUCGCUCUGCAUGCACUGCAGCAGCAAAUGCAGCAGCAGCAGCAGGAGGACCCACAGCUGUUGCUGAUUCUCCUGGCUCUGAUACUGCUGCUGUUGCUGCUGAGGAGACUGCCUUUAAGGGCCUCGACGUUCCGCUCGUUGGGGGCCCACUGCAGCAGCUGCUGCUAGUCCAGUGCAUAGGUAGAGCAGCAGCAGCAGCAGCAGCAGAGAUGGUGAAGGAGGUUGCAGCUGCUUCUGGCGCCGCUGCUGCUGCUGCUGCUUCUGCUGCUCCAGUAUUCUCUCUGCAGCGUCCCCGCACAGCUUCCCACGUAAGCCGAGCCACACCGGGAGGUUCGGCAGCAGCAGCAACAGCAGCAGCAAAUGUAGCAGCAGCAAUAGGAGCAGUACAGGUGGGGAGUGGGCACGACAGCUCGCCGCAGGCUGUAAUUGCUGCUGCCAUUGACGCAGCAGCCGCAUCUGCAGCAGCGGCAAAGGAAGCAGAAGAUGAGGCAGCAGCAGCAGCAGCUUCUCCUGCCGGGCCCCUUGAUGAUUUAAGCUGCCUAACGGAGGUGUUGCGGCAGCGUCGGCUGCGAGCGGAGGGGAUGCUGCAGGGUUUAGAUCUGCUGCAGCACGCUCUGCUGUCACUGCAGGGGCCCCUCCCGCUGCGGCUGCUGCUGCUGGUGCUGCGCUCUAUGGGUAGAGAACAGCCUCUUGGCUUACCGCUGCUGCCUUGGGGGCCCCAAGUAGACAACAGCCUGCAGCUUGAUCCUGCGCAGUGCAUGCGGUGGCGAGGAUGCAGCGGCAGCAGCAGCAGCAACAGCAGCAACAGCAGCAGUGGGCCUUGUUUGCCGUACUAUCCUCUCUUUAGGCCUUAUGAGUUCUCAAGGGGAGGAGACGAUCCCCAGGAAGCAGAAGAUGAAAGACUGCAAAAGGAUCUCUUCGCUUCUGUACGAGGGUGUGGGGUGCAGCUGGAGAGACAGCUGCAGCUCUUCCAUUAUAGAGCGGUUGCUGUCGCUGUGCUGCUCGCAGACACCCACCCGCAGCAGCAGCAGCAGCAGCAGCAACUACAACAGCAUCAACAGCACCAGCAACAACACCAGCAGCAGCAACUGCAUCUGCAGCAGCAACACGACACUGGUAUCUCGCACAGCCGUCAGCGGCCCCUCGCCACCCGGGAGCUAAAUUGUUGCGUGGAUGCUUCUGCUGCUUCUGCUUCUGCUAGUGCUUCUGCUGCAGCUGCAGCUGCAGCUGCUGCACAUGCGCCUGAGCGCAUCUUGCCGCAGCAAUGCUUCGCGGUGAGCAGCACUGCUCUGUCAGUGCUGGGCCUCGUCCCUUUAGCUGAAGGAGAGACAACGGCGCUGCAGCAAGUUGGGCUGAUUGAAGCAGCCUUUGCUGGCGCUCUUCCCAUACAACAGCAGCAGCAGCAGCUGCUGCUGCUGCAGCAGCAGGCAGUCUUAUCUCCUCCUCCCUACAGCAGGUUGCUGCUGCUGUUUAUUAUAUGCCUCCGGCUUGCAGCUGCAGGACAAAAGCCUCGGCUUAUGGCCUUGCGGUGCUGCACCGAUUUGCUGCUGAUUGCUGCUCUGCAAACAGCAGCAGCGAGGAUUGCUCCUCACCCGCAACUGCAACAGCAGCAACAGCAUCAGCAACAGCAGCAGCACCAGCAGCACCAGCAGCCUGCUCCAGUUGAGGAAUUGGCCUUUUUCCUCUCUUGGGAGUCAACAGCAAACUUGUUUGCUGCUUUGCUGCUGCUGCUACUCUCGAAGACGUUCACAUCCGACGCGGCGGCCCUUCAUCAGCUGCACAGGUUAGCAGCAGCAGCAGCAACAACAGCAGCAGCAGCACCAACGGCAACAGAAGCAGCCGAAGCGGCAUCUACUGCAGGCGCUACUCCUCAUGCUACCUCUGCAGCAGCAUAUGACCACUGGUCUCCCUCUGCAAGUAUACACAGCUGGCAUCCUGUGUGCACGUCGAUCGGCUGCAGCAGCAACAACAGCAGCAGCAACAGCAGCAGCAGCAGCAGCCUUGAUGCCUUUUCGUGUGGACCCACAGCGUUCUCUCUGCAUGCAGUUCUGUCGUCAGAUGCACUUGCCGCUGCAGCGGCUUUGCUGCUCGCGGGCGGCAGCCCCAGACUGCAGCGGCAGGCGAUCAGGCUGCUGAAGCUGUUGCUGCCUCUCAGCAGCCAGCAGCAAGCAGCAGCAUUCCUGCUGCCGGCCUUGAAGGCUCUUUAUGGGGGACCCUCGCACUCGCAAGAGGCGCUCCGAGAUGUGCUUCUCAAUGCUGCUGCUGCUGCUGCCAAUCGCCACGGCUCUUACUUUUUCAAGCCCACAGCAGCAAUGCAGCAGCAGUUGCUGCAGCAACGCCAGCUGCAUCAGCAGCUUUACUUGCUGCUUAUGCAUCACAAACAUAUGGGGGCCUCCUUUACUCCUUUUUCAGGGUCAUGCAGCCCCAUGUCCGUUGCUUCAGCUGCAGCAGCGCCAGUAGCAGCCACCACAGCAGCAGCAGCAGCAGCAGCGGCAGGAGCACCAGCAGAAGCAGCAGCAGGAUCGGCAGCUGACGACCUAGGCCGUGCUGCAGCAGAAGCUGCACCAACUGGCUUCAGCAGCUCUCUCCCCUCUUACGCCCCGUCGAGGGGGAUGUCCCCACUUGGCUCCAACGGUGAAGGAGACAGCAGAAGCAGCAGCAGCAGCAGCGCAGCACAGCUUGCAGAGGGCCUCCUCGCAGCUAUCGGCUGUGGCGUAGCGGUGUGCAGCCCCGAAACGAUCGCCACAGCAGCGCUGCAGCAGCUCAGCGCAGCAGCAGCAGCAGCACCGGAGGCAUCCGCAGCACAAGAUAGCAGCAGCAGCACCACCAGCGGCAGCAGCAGGUCGUUGCGGCUUCUAGCGUCUCCUAUGGCGUUUGCUUUGGGGGAGUGUUCAUCAGGCCUUUCUCAGCUGUCUCGACACUGGGAGGAACAUCUGCUGCAUCAACUGGCUCACCGCGGUGGCAUGCCGUACAGCAGCAGCAGCAGCAACAGCAACAGCAGCAGCAGCAACAGCAGCAGCAGCAACAGCAGCAGCGGCAACAGCAGCGGGGCCUGCAUCCCCGUGUCUCUGCUCGCGCACACCCGCACAGCUAGCCAGCAAGCGGCGCUGUCUCUAGACUUGCGGGGAUUGCUGCUGCAGCUGCUGCUGUGCUGCCAGUGGGGGCCCCACAUCCGGCAGCAAAUUCGAAAGGCGAUGGCCUACAGCAGUAAACUGCUGGAGGAAGGCGCAAAUGUGCUUCUGCAGAAGGCAGCAGAUCACGCGGCACAGCAGCUGCAGUUGCAGCAGCAGCAGCAGCUACAACAACAGCAGCAACAGCAACGAGCACAAACACACACCCUGAACCAGUACCUACAGCCAGUACACCUAAACCAGAUGCAGCAGCAAGACAAGUUGUUGCAGCAACAGCAGCAGACGGAACAGCAGCCAAACGAGCUGGAGCAGCAGCAGCAGCAGCAGCUGCUGCUGCACGGCAGUCAAGCAGCACUGGAGGAGACCUCGGUUCCAGUCGAGCACAGUUCACUCGAAUGCCAGCAGCAAAAGCAGCAGCAACAGCACCAGCAAAAUCAACAGCAACAGCAGCAGCAGCAGCAGCAACCGCAACAGCAGCAGACUCACCAGCAUCACCGCCAUCACCAACCCCACCACUACCACCACCAUUCGCAAUUUUCGCCUGCCCAUGCGGACCCUUUCGGGUGGCUGGUUGAUGCAUGCAGUGCAGUAGGGAAGGCAGCUGCAGCAGCAGCAACAACAGAAGCAGCAGCAGCACCAGCAGCAACAGAUGGAACCCCCCUGUGGGGCCAGGCGGUUUGUGUGGCGCUGGGGGCUCUUGCUGUGCUUGGGGGCUCUCCCGAGUUCUUAAGGGUUGGCAGCUCUUUACAGUCCGACAGCAGCAACAGCAGCGAGUUGCUGCAGCAGCAGCUGCUGCUGCAGCGCCAAAGCAGCAGACUUGUGAUGCUCUCCAAGUACGAAGGCCUCGCCUUGCUGCAGGUCAACGAAGGAGAAAGCCCCGCGCUGCAGCUGACUCGCGUAACUGCAGCAACAGCAGCAAAUCUAUGCGAGACAGACGGGCAUGCCAUAGCGGAUUUGCUGCUUAGAGGGGCAGAACAGCAGCAGCAGAACCAACAGCAGCAACAGCACCAGCUAUUGGUGCAGCAGGAGCAAGACGAAGGAGACCAAGGGAGCCGCUAUCGGGAUUUAAUAACGCUUGGGCAGACAGCACCUUCAACUGCAGCAGCAGCAGGAGCAGCAGGAUCAAGUGCAGCAGAAGGCAGCAGCACAGAGGGAGAACAAAUAACAGAGACAGAAGCACUCUUGAAGGAAGUGGUGCGGCUUACCUUAGCAGCAGAACAGGGGCUGCUGGAGGAGUCUUCUGAUCCCUGUGCUGCUGCUGCUGGCACCCGCGCAACUCCACGAGGCACAGCAGCAGCACCAGCAGCAGGUGCUGCUGCUGCUGCAACUGCAGCACAGGAUGCAGGAGCAGGUCGGGUGACUUGGCUUCCGGCUGGUCGCGUGGCUUCGUUGCUGCUGCUGCAGCUGCGAACGAUGGCCUUAUCAGCUGUUAGCGAGCUGCUGCAGAGUAGACGCGUUGCUGCUUCUUUGCUGCUGCAGAAACAGCUGCUGCAGUCCCUGCUGGUUGUCUGUCUCCGCCCCAUCUCUGUCCCUUACCUAGAGGGCCUUGAAGAGCUGCGGGGCCUCUCGCUGCGGCUGCGGCAGCUGCUAAGAGACAGGCUGCAUGGCUGUCUCGCUAUAGAGAACAGGCUGCUGCUAAGAGAGACAGCAGCAGAUGUGCUGCAGCACUGUCCAUUCGCGGGCCUCCCGCUGCUGCUGCCAACCGCCUGGGAGCGGCGCACAGCACAGGGAUUCGUCUGCCCUCCAGACGACUGGACAGUGCUGCUGCACCCACAAGAAGAACAGCAGCAGCAACAACAGCAGCAACAGCAGCAACAGCAGCAGCAGCGGCAGCGGCAGCAGGGAGAGACAGGCUCCCCUCUGAGCACCCAGCUGCCAGCUACAAGCCCUUCCUCCGGGGAAGAUGGAGAAGCAGCCCGGUGUGACAAGCAGCAGCAGCAGCAACAGCAGCGACAGCAGCAGCUGCUGCUGCCGGAAGCUCCAGUUAACUGCACCACCGGAGGGCAGAGCCUGUCGGACACUCUUUUUUACACCGCAGCAAUAAAGCCCGCUCUAGAUAGUGCAGCAGCAGCAGCAACUGCUGCUAAGGAAGCAGCAGCAGCUGCUGCAGACGACGAAGCAGAAGCAGCAGCAAAACAAGCGCAAGCCGUAGCAGCACAAUGCAACCAGCUGCAGUGCACCGCCCAAGCCAACCGGGCCAUCCCCACAUCUUUGCCAGCCUAUUACUUCGAGGUGUACAUCGACGGCGAGGAGACGCAGCAGCAGCAGCAGCAGAAGCACAAGCAGCAGCAGCAAAGGCAGCACUGCAGCAGGUGCACGGCGUUGUGGGGGGCCUCAGUAGAAAGGGACGCCGCUGCUGCUGGGCGCUGUACUUUAGCCUGCGAGCAGCAGCAACGAGAGCGUGUUGCUGCUUCUGAUGUUUGCUGCCUCUGCGGCAGCAGCAUCGAGGAGAAUGACAGCGACAUCGAAUCUAGCAACAACAGCAGCAGCAGCAGCAAAUGCAGCAGCAGCUGUCCGUUGGUAGCUGUAGGCUUGCACGUAGACGGCUGCGUCCUCAAGGCGGGGGACAGCAGCAUGAGCAGCGGCUAUCUCUACUGCAGCAGCGGAUUACUGCUGCACGGGGCCUCUGCUGCAACAGCAGCAGCAGGUCUUGCUGCUGCUUACGGAAUAGGAGACACAAUUGGGGUGCUGCUGAAUGCCAGGCAGCGCUGCAUCGGCUUCACUAAGAACGGCAGCCUCUUGCGGGUUUUGCCCUGGAGCAGCAGCAGCAACAACAACGACCUGAACAGCAGCAGCUGCAGCAGCCCGAGCAGUAGCAGCAGCAAGCACGCCUUCAUUGCUUUCCCAGAUGUGCGAGGCUGCUUCCGCCCUGCUGUGUGGGCCGCAUGCAGCAGCAGCAGCAAAAGCAGCAGCGGUGGGGGGCCCCUCCGCAUCCGAGCCAACUUUGGGGGGGCCCCCUUCCUGUACCCUUUUGCUUCUUCCCUAGACAGCGGAGACAUGCAGCAGCUGUUUGCAGACAUGGGGCUGCCUCUGGCUUCGUUGCAGGUGCCUGCGCCGCUGCUGCCUGCAACCAGCAGCAGCAGCAGCAGCGGCAGCGGCAGCAGCGGGGAGUCUGCAGCAGCGGCAGCAGGAUCUGCUGCAGCUGACGCGUCUUCAUCCCUGCGUCCGAGUGCAGGCGAGGGCAGAGCAGCAACACAGGCGUCUCCUCCUGUCUCCUCUGGUGUCUCCUUGGGGCCCGUUGUGGGGCGUGGGUGUGGGGGGGGCCUCGGGGAGGAGGCGCUGCAGCGGCGUGCUGCAGCAGAGACGCUGAGAGAUAUGAUGGGAAGCGGUUUGUUCCCCUUAGGCCUUUGUGUCUCCGCGCUGCGGCUUCAAGGAGACGAUUUACAAGCAGCAGCAGAGUGGCUGCUCACCAGCGGCGUAGCGGAGCUUGAGGCCAUGCAGAUGCGCUUCUUAGAAGAAGCAGACCUCUCGGAAGAACCCCAGCAGCAGCAAAUGCAGCAGCAGCAGCAGCAGCAGCAGGAAGAACUGGAAGUGCAGCAAGAUUCAGAGCGCAUGCAGAUGCAGGAAGACACAGGAAGUACAGACGGCAAAAACGAGGACAACGACGUCGCCAGCAGCAACACCGCUAAAAGCGCCACUUGCAGCAGCAGCAGCAGCAAUAGCAGCAGCAGCAACAGGGCAGGGAUGGAAGAGACGCCUUCGAGUACAGAGGUGUUAGCGGGCGCCUCCCUCUACUCCUUAAUGCAGCAAGCCAGCGAGCAGGUGGCCCCAGAAUUUCAGCGAGAAGAAACCCACAGCAAUACACACAGCAGCAGCAGCAGCACCAGCACCAGCACCAGCACCAGCACCAGCACCAGCAGCAGCAGUAGUAGUUUGUCCGAUGAGAUUGCUGCAGCAGUACUGCGGAGCACAAAGUGGUACGACGACCUUUUAUCAGCAGCAGUUCGGCACCCCGCAGGUGGCGUUUCACGUUCUGCUGCUUCUGCUGCUGCUGCUGCUGCAUGCGGUAGAGACUGGCGAGGGCAGCUGCAAGCCUUAGAUGGCCCCGACGAGCUGCAGCUGCUGCAGCCUAAGGAGCUGAGGCUGGGCCUCCUUGUUCGCAUACACCCCGCAGCAGCAUCUCUCGUACAGGGAGUUGUCGUUAUCCCAGAGGCUGCAGCAGACCCACCUGCUGCUGCAGCAGCAGCUGCAGCAGCCCCAGCAGCAGCAGAGGAAGUUAUAGCCGCUACGGAGACGCACACGCUGCUGCAACGAAGCACUCGCAGCAGCAGCAGCAGCAACGGUAUCGAUGCAACUGCGGCGCGUCGUUCCGUGCAGGAGUUGCUGCUGUCGGCCUCCCAGUCUGCUGUUGAAGGCAGCAGCAGCAACCUCAGCACCUGCAGCAGCAGCAGCAGCAGCAAGGGAGUGGUGACGGCCCCAGUUAUUGAGGGACUGGUGGCUUCAGCAGAAGGAGAUGUGCUGCUGCUGGAGGGGUUAGCUGGCCGCUGCGGCUUCAUAUGGCAGAUCGAUGGUUUAGAAGAGCUGCGCCUAGCAGCAGGUGACAAACCCCGCAACAGCAGCGGCAGCAGCAGCAGCAGCAGCAGCAGAGUAGGUUUCCCUACGGUGGUGGUAGAGGUAGAAGAUGAGGAAACAGGCGUUAGGAGACUCUUUAGGCUGCCGCAGACGGUCCUUUGUAGGGCGGGGCCCCCUUGGGGGCCCCUGCACGGGCUGGAGGCCCUCCUAGAGGGCCUCAGUGAUCCUAGUAACAGCCAAGCAGCAAAAGGGUAUUCUGCUGCUGCUGGGGGCCCCCCUAUUCGCUCGCUCCUCACGUUGUUAGAGAGACUUGAAGGUGCAGUCGCUGGCCUCCAGGUGCGUCAAGCCCUGCGGCGAAUGCUAGAGGCCUUUGGGGGGACCCCUGGGGGCCCCUUGGGGGGCCCCGUCGAGGGCCCCCGUGAAGGCUUCGCAGGGAGCGUAGAUGACCUAGGGGGCCUCUCUUCUUUCCUGCAGCUGCUGCAGCUCAGCUACAGCGAGUUGGGGCCCCCUUGCUUCGCAGGGGGGGGCCCCCACCGGACAGCGACGCUGAUAUCAAGUUGUUUCUCUGUGUGGCAGCAGAGCAAGAAGAUAGCAGCAGCAGCACCGCAGCUGCAGCAACUGCAGCUGCAGCCUCCAUCAUUCAUAUCCUUCUUUCUCUCUAACAGCUUGGGGGCCCCCACGCUGCUGCCAGUGCCAACAGAAGGAGGGGCUGGGAACCUAUUAGAGGCCCGGGGGGGCCUCGGGGGGCCCCCACCAUCUCCGUUUGCAAUAUCUCCGCUGCUGCAGCAGCUUCCGUGCAGCAACCUGCAGCAGCUGCUGCGUCUACUGCAGCUGCUAGCUAGGGCCCUGGUGUUGGGGGGCCCCCAGGGAGACCUUGUAGAUCAACUGGGGCCCCUCGUGCUGCAGCAGCUGAGGACGGGGUUCCGGCACCGGCUGUCUGUACACUGCGUAGAGUCGCAGCACCCCUUCGGUCAGCAUCAAGACAACAUUGCCACUGUCUCCUUUCUUCCGUGCCGCAGGCUGCUGCUGCUGCUCGAUCCUAAGACAGACCUCGGGGGCUCUGAACAAGGCUGCACCCUCAGCAUAGCAGCAGACGAAGAACAGGAGGCGAUCUGCGUCUCAAUCAAACACUCCGAAACCCUUACGGGGUGCCGACUUGAGGUGCUGGAUUGCGGCCGGGUGUACAUACACUCCGCAGGCAGCAGCCCCCGCUGGGGGUUUCGUUUGCUGCUGACUCCGCUGCUGCAGCGGCUGACAGACGCAGAAGCACUACGCGGCUGCAACUUGCACCUAGCAGCUGAGCUGUCUCUGCUGCUAGCUGCCUCUGUGUUGUGUCCGAUCUUCGAGUUCCUGCUGCAGCAGACGUCCUCAAUGGCAGAUAGACCUGCUGCAGUUGCUUUGCUGCGGCAGCUGUUUAAUAUGCUGCAGCCUCUGUCUUACUCUCCUGCAGCAACGUUGCGGACCCCUGAAGAGCAGCAGCUGCUGCGCUGGCAGCUGCAGCUGCAGUUGCAGCAGCAGCUGCAGCGGCAGCAGCAACAGCAUGUAGGAAGCGUAGAGUUGCCUGAGACAUUCGCCUGCUGCUGCGCAGGAGGCUAUGGGGUUUCCCUUGACUGCAGCAGCAGCAUAUCGCGGCGUUUGGUGCAGCUGCGGGCAGAAGCUGCUGCUGCCUUUGGGUGUCUGUACAGCCGGCUAGAGGCCGUGACGAACGGGGGUUUUGCUGGCAGCACGAAGCUGCUUUCAGGGAUGGGGGUGCUUGCUGCUGCAGCACAGGCGGAAGCAACAGGAGAGGAGACAGCAGCAAGGGCCCGGCUGUCUCCUGAGAGCCGCACUGCAGCAGACACACACCGCGAGAUCAGCAGAGACAGACUGAGAGCAACAACAGAUGUCUUGCUGCUUUGCCACGAGCACCAAAUAGACCCUCUUAUUAGGCGCGUAUGUGGACUUGCUGCAGCCAGAGACAAGCACAGCAGCAGCAGCAGCAACAUGAAGCAGCAGCAGCAGCAGCAGCAGGGAAGAGGAGAAGCAUCGAGGAGCUGUCAGACGGCGGACUGUCUCUUGCGUUCCUCUCCGGCUUCAAUGUCUUACCCUGUGGCAACAACAGCAACAACAACAACAACAACAACAGCAGCAGGAGCCAGACAGCCACUGGCAGCAAACGCGCCUGCAACAGAAGGGCUGUUCAGCAGCAACAGCAACCAAGAAAACAAUGCCCUACAAGAACGGGCCCCUUGGGCCGAAAGGCAGCAGCAACAGCAACAACAGCAGCAGCAGCAACAGCAGCAGCAACAGCAUUGUGAAAUUGAACAGCCACAGGACGGGUCCGACGACCUGAUGCAAGUAGACCAACCCGCAUCCAUACAAGCAGCCACGCAACAAGAGCCGCAGCAGCAGCAGCAACAGCAGCAACAGCAGCAGCAACAGCAAUACGGGCAGCGGCGACAAGGCAGCUCGGACCUCCUCUCCGCUCUUAGCUUAAGGUGCAGAUACAGACAGCAGAAACCAUUCUUCCUGCUCCCAUUUGCUGUAGAUGGAUGCCCUGCUGCCAUUGCUCAGCGGCCGUGGCCUCAGCAGCAGCAGCAACACCAGCUGCAGCUGCAGCAGCCGCAGCAACAGCAGCAGCACCACCACCACCAUCAUUACUACCAGCGGGCUACUGCAGGCCAGCAGCAGAGCAGAGAGGAAAUUAUUCUUGAGUCGGUGCCAGAGGAGCUGAUGCAGCAACAAGAGCAGCAGCAGCUGUUAUCUAGUCAGCAGCAUCAGCAACUGCAGGAGCAGCAGCAGCAGCAGCAGCACGAACAGCCGGGGCCACUUGGCUCCUUUAUGCAUGUUGACUCUGACGGUUUCUUUGGGCAUAGUGCGCCUGUGCAGCAUCAGCAGCAGCAAGAGCAAGAGCACCAGCAGGAGCAGCAACAGCAGCAACAGCAACAGCAGCAGCAGCAGCAGCAACAGCAGCAGCAGCAGCAGCAGCAUGGAGUUCAGCCUCGCCUGCCCGUUGGCAGCGCUCAGGUGUCUCUGCAGUACUUAACAGAAUUCUUGCGGCUGCGGCUGCGGCUGCUCAAGGCAUCUGUGGGGCCCCACGAUGUAACCUGUCUCCUUAAGGGUCUCCUCUUUUGUUUAGGUGGGGUGUCUCUACAGCUGCCGCCUGACCGGCAGCUAUGGCUGCCGCUGCUGCAGCUCUGCGGGCUGUCAGCUGCUGCCCACGCAGCCGCAGCAGCAGCAGCAGCAGCAAAUGCAGCACCGACAGAAGCAGUAAAUACAGCAGACGCAGCCACGGAGGCUGUUGCUGCUGCAGCAGAUCCUUCAGGGGAAGACGCGGCACCGCUGCAACAGCAACAGCGGCAGCAGCAGCAGCAGCAAGGUCCACAGCAUCAGCUGUUGCUGCGUCUGCUAAGCCAUCUUCCGCCUGCGCAGCAGCACAUGUAUUCUGCUGCUGUAACGAAACGAGGAAAGGCUUCCCCUCAACCCACCGCAGCACCAGCAGCAGCAGCAGCAGCAGCAGCAACAGCAACAGUGGGAGCAGGAGCAGGAGGAACAGCAACAGCAGCCGGAGCAGGGGCAGGAUCGGGCGACCGAGCAGGAGCAGCAGCGGCAGCAGCAGCAACAAUAGCAGCAACAGCACCUUCCGUGUCUCUCGCAUUACGAGACGCGCUGCUAAAGGAGACACUUCGUGUCUGGUUUGCUGCUGAUAGAGCAGCAACAGGGACUGAAGUCUUUAGGGAUUACGCUGAGUGGCCCCCAGGGGCUGCUGUCUUUUUAUGUGCAUUUCCCCCGCCUGCCUUCAGCCGCUGUCUCCUCACUUGCAACUUCCUUAAGAUAUUCGCCUUACAGAGAGACGCUGCGCUGCAGCACCAGCAAGCAACAGCAGCAGCAGCUGCUGCUGCUCCUGCUCCUGCUAGUGAUGCUGUUUGUGAAGGAGGAGAGACGCAGCAGCAGCUGCAGCUGGUGGAAGAACAGAUGGAUGACCAAGGAAGUGAAGCGUCAGCGGACGAUACAGCAGCAGCAGCAGCUGCAGCCGCACCAUGUGAGACAGCAGGUGCAACGCAAACACCCGAAGCAGCAGCAGAGGCAGGAGCAGCAGCAGCAGCAGCUGGGCCAAUGCGGAGAGUACAGUCGCCGCGGCAGGCGCUGUCUCCUCUCUAUCGUUUGCUAUCAACGGUCCCUCUUGUGCCUUCUACAGAGGCAUCUGCUGCUUCUCAAGCUGCUUCAGACGUCUCUGUCUCUGUUUGCCCGUCAACAGCAGCAGAAACAGCAGCAGCAGCAGGAGGCAAUGACGCUGGUAGUGGCCUUGGCCAAGGAGCAGUGCAACCAUACGGCGCUGUUGAGAGCAGCAGCAGCAGCAGCCGAAGCAGCAGCAGCAGCAGCAGGGAAGCUGCUGCUGAGGCUUUGCGGUCUCAGUUUGCUGGGAUUCAAGAAGUGCUGCUGCGCUGCGUGGCAGAGACAGCAGUGAAGCAGCACCAUUGGCCUGUCUUCCCUGGAGUUGUGCCUGUAGGGGAGCCCCGGGCAGCAGCUUCCUGGUGCCGCAGCAGCACUUGCUGCAGCAGCAGCAGCAGCAGCAGCAAGAGCAGCGGCCUGCAGGAAACAGAGACGGAGGCACAGAAAACCCUUGCUGCAUGCAGACAAGACUUCCCUGAACCCGUUGUCUCUGUGGGGCUUGACGCGAGGCCUCCUUGCACAUUUUCUUUCUGGCUGUACGAUGAUGAAGAAGAGCCUCCCACCCCUCCGCCCCCUCCGC
This is a messenger RNA of Eimeria acervulina, 18862 nucleotides long. RefSeq lists its product as hypothetical. The record is from RefSeq and is a predicted model, not a curated record. Gene Ontology annotation, cellular component: nucleoplasm; nucleolus. The transcript is spliced from 7 exons. The annotation marks the transcript as partial. Lineage: Eukaryota; Apicomplexa; Conoidasida; Eucoccidiorida; Eimeriidae.